UUUUUUUACUAAACGCCUCGAGAAACCCUUCAUCCUCUUCUUCCAUUCUUCUCUGCAUCCCUACCCGUUAAACUAUGGCGAAAUUUCUUCGCCGUCAUCACGAACAUGAUCCCCCGAUAGGAGAGAUUCCUGUGCCUCACGGCCCCGAGACGGGCGAUGAGCAUCUACAUUACCCUCCCGGAGCUUCCACCAGCUACACUACCGAAUAUGAGCGGCAGAUUUUCUCGCAUUUGACACAUCCUGACGACUCGUACACGGAUGAUGGAGUCUACUGGGCCGACCUACCAUUCUGGAAGCGCUGGUCCUUCGUUAGCAAGGUCGAUCGAGCUGAAAGCGCUAAAGAAGCCAAAAACAUAUGGGCUAUGGUAAAGGAAGAUCCCCUCAGCCCGGUCUCCUGGUACUUCCGAAACGCUAUCCUACCCGGUGCCGGACUGGGUCUGGAAGGCUACGUUCUUUUCUCCAUUGGAAACCUAGAGCCUCUCUUUGAGAGCGUAUGGGGAACCUGCUGGGGCAAGUCCGGUACCGAAUGCAGCAGGAAUUGGGUGGCCGCCGUGACCUACCUUGAAAUUAUUGGUAUCAUGGUUGGGCAAGUCUUCGUCGGUGUCAUUGGCGACUGGGUUGGCCGAAGAUGGGGUUUGAUACAAGACGCCUUAGUUAUGUUGCUCGGUCUGCUCAUGCUAACCGGAUCUUGGGGUACCACACUCCAAGGCUGGGUUAUCAUGUACGCAUGGUCCCUAUUCGUUUACGGUAUCGGAGUCGGUGGUGAAUACCCGAUUACGGCAACAUCGUCCAUGGAAAAUGCCGUUACUGCCGGUAGAUUAUCGACUAGGGAUGAUCGUCUUCACCGUGGUCGCAAAGUUACAAUGGCAUUUUUGAUGCAAGGUUGGGGUCAGUUCGUCAACCAGGUCGUGCUCAUUGUGCUAUUGGUGAUUUUCAACCGUGGUUCCGGUAGCCCCCCGUACUCGACGACUGCUGCCCAAUAUGCUUUCCGCUUGUCGUUUGCCUUCCCAGCUAUCGGCACUUUAUGGUUGGCUUACUACCGUACCUGGAAAAUGAAGUCUGCUAGCAAGCAGUUGGAGGCGGCUAAGAGGAAGUCGAACGUAACUGGAUACGACGUCCGGUCUCUUAAGUUGACAGUCGGCAACUUCGGCGGACGUCUACUAGCCACCGCCGGUGGGUGGUUUUGCAACGACGUAUUCUUCUACGGCAACAAGCUAUUCCAAAGUCAAUUCAUUAAAGUUAUCUCUGGUAACUCCAACUCGAUCAUGACGACGUGGACAUGGAACUUGGUUAAUGUGGUCGUUUCGCUCGCUGGCUAUUACGCUGCAUCCAUGCUGAUUGACAACAAGAUGUACGGCAGGAAAAGCAUGCAACAGGUUGGUUUCCUGAUGUGCUUCAUCAUGUUUGUAGUUCCGGCAUUCCACUACGACUACUACAGCAAAUCUGCGGGGAUCCACGCUUUCCAGGCGAUGUACUUCCUGUCAUCCUUCUUCAACCAAUUCGGUCCCAACUCGGUCACUUUCCUCGUCGCUGGUGAGGUUUUCCCUACCCAGAUUCGAGCCAGUGCCCACGGAUUUUCAGCCAUGAUUGGAAAAGCCGGCGCUCUCUUGGCUUCCGUACUGUACAACUACAUCGAUACCCGAACUAAGUUCUACGUGGUCCCUUGGUUCGGCCUUGCCGGCAUGCUCAUCACGCUAAUUUGGCUCCCCGACACGACUGGCCUCGACCUUAAGGAGCAGGAACGUCGGUGGCAAUACAUCCUUGAUGGCCGCGAGAACGAGUACCACGGAAUUGCUAUCCACCCUCAGCAUCUUUCGCUAUGGGAGAGAUGGACUGGUGUCGGAAAGAACUAUCACCCCGACCUGGAUAUGAAGGCCAAGAUCAAGGACAUGCGCGCCGACUGGCAAGAGAGAGAGGCUGCCAGAGCUGCUAGCGAUGUGGAGUCAGCAGCUCCGCUUGAAGACGAUGAAGACUACACACACGAAAUCUACAACUACUUCAAGGGCCAUGCGCCCAGCAGCGUCAACUCGCUAAAGCAAGAAAAAGGCGUGAACCGGCCGUCACCUUCUAAUGCAAACGGCUCGUCGAGCGAAACGAUAGAAGAGCACACCCUAAACGAAAAGAGCGAGCCUAAAGAUUCUUAAGACAUGGGAAUGAAUGGAGCGCGCUUCGGGUUGGAAUGGGGUAAAUAAUCUGUUUAUGAUAAAAGGGGCACUUUUCAUGUUAAUGUUGGAUUUGAUGAUAUCCUCGUUAAGUUAAGUGAGGGCGAGAGGGACUAAGUACCUAACCUAAGAUUCCCAAUACGGCUGUAUGAUGAAAUAGCAUGGCGUUAUAGGUGAAAUGAAAUGAAAUGGAAUGAAAUAAGUUGAAUUGAUGACUUAUUGUAUGCAAUUCGAUGCAAUUCGAUGUUGUGAGGUUAAAUGUAUAUGUCAGGUAGGUACCUAAGUAUUUGGUAAAAUUACUUGCAUAUAGGUACC
This is a messenger RNA of Daldinia caldariorum, 2477 nucleotides long. Its product is annotated as MFS general substrate transporter. The transcript has 4 exons. Gene Ontology annotation, biological process: transmembrane transport. The record is from RefSeq and is a predicted model, not a curated record. Gene Ontology annotation, molecular function: transmembrane transporter activity. NCBI's taxonomy places the organism in Eukaryota, Fungi, Ascomycota, Sordariomycetes, Xylariales, Hypoxylaceae. Gene Ontology annotation, cellular component: membrane. Bases 75 to 2144 code for a protein of 689 amino acids.